AUGCAGGCGACCGCCGUCCGGGACGCCAUCUUCGGGGGCGUAUACGCCGCGUGCAGGUCGGCAGGCGGCGCCAUCGGCAGCGACGGCCGCGCGCCGCGCGGCAGCCUGCCGCUGGACCUGGCCGCCGCGAGCGCCGCCACGGUGCUGUCCUCGCCCGUGAACUACGCGAGGAACAUGUCGUUCCACUCGCCCGCGGGCGAGGCCGCGCCUGGCAUCGGGCACUCCCUGCGGCACCUGUGGAGGGACGCGCAGAAGCAGCGGCUGGCCCACGGCGCGCGGGCAGCGGCGGGGUACCUGCAGCUCCGCCUCGGGCUUGGCUGGGGCACCGCCCGCGUGGGCCUUGGCAUGUCCCUGGGGCAGCAGAUGUACGACGCGGCGAUGCGGAUAGGUUAG
Molecule: messenger RNA, 393 nt
Organism: Prorocentrum cordatum
Lineage: Eukaryota; Dinophyceae; Prorocentrales; Prorocentraceae
Source: the annotation of a GenBank genome assembly